Scatophagus argus is the source of this 2992-nucleotide messenger RNA. RefSeq names its product para-nitrobenzyl esterase. The coding region runs from base 279 to 2063 and encodes 594 amino acids. The record is from RefSeq and is a predicted model, not a curated record. The transcript is spliced from 11 exons. Lineage: Eukaryota; Metazoa; Chordata; Actinopteri; Scatophagidae.
GUGUGAGAGACAGAGAUGCGUAUUGAGCGUACUGGCCCUUUAAUUGUUGAACAACAGGUCAGGACAUGCGCGCUCCGUCCUGUCCAAAAGUAAAUGCGUCAAGUCCGCUUUUCUGGACUUUGUUAAUUUGUGUGUUUGCAGGACAUGUGAAAGUUCAGCAGCCUGCAGGAUCCGGCACUGCUCAGACCCUCUACUUCACUUCGUACUGACACAACGCUGUGAGCUGCAGUGUGAACGGUAAUAAACCUGAUCCGCAGUGAACGCGUCUCAGAGUGAGGAUGAAUGAGGAUGCGUUCGAGGUCCCGGAGAGGACCGAGUACCGCUACCUGGUGCAGGAGGAGGAGGAGGAGGUGCAGUACGUGCGUCACAGACACUACAUCAACCCCCUCCUGGUGCUGUCCAGGCGCUGCAUCGUCCUCAUCUGCGUCGGCGUGCUCGCGCUGCUCUCGCUCGCCACCUACCUGGGCUACAUGGCCCAGACGCUGCCGCCGGGCGUGGCCCAGGUGUCCACGCACUGCGGGGAGUUCAGAGGAAGACACAAGAACGGAGCCUACUCCUUUAAGGGCAUGCCCUACGCCGCUCCGCCCGUUGGGAACCUGCGCUGGGCCCCUCCGACCGAACCGCCGUGCAGGACGGGGGUGACUGACGCGGGCCGCUUCCGCAGCAUGUGCCCUCAGGUGCGGCCGCUGUCCAGCUCGGGGACAGUGAUGGGCCAGGAGGACUGCCUCUUCAUCAACGUGUGGACGCCCGCGCUGCAGCCUGACGCCAAGCUGCCCGUCAUGGUCUGGAUCCACGGAGGAUACCUGCACAUGCUCAGUGGAGGAGAGCAGAACUACUCGCCCACAGAGAAGCUGGCCGCCGACACGGGAGUGGUUUACGUCAGCUUCAACUACAGGCUCAACGCCUUCGGCUUCAUGGCUCUGGAGAUACUGCGAGAAGGUUCUCCGAAGAACACCUCGGGGAACUACGGCUUCAUGGACCAGAUCGCAGCGCUGAAGUGGGUCCAGAGGAACAUCCACGUGUUUGGAGGAGAUCCUGGGAAAGUCACCAUAUUUGGACAGAGUUCAGGUGGGACGUCCGUGUGGACCCUGAUGACGUCUCCGCUGGCGAAGGGUCUGUUCCACGCGGCGGUGGACAUGAGCGGCUCGUACAUCUACAACGCGACGCUGGAACAGGCCGAGUCCGCCAACCUGGUGUUCCUGAAGAAGACGGGCUGCAGAGACGCGACUUGUCUCAGGCGUCUUUCCAUCAGACAGGUCCUGCAGGCCAUCCCGUGGCACGAUUCCCCCUCCUGGGGAGCAGAUGACUUCUCAGACCUCCCCUUCAAUGGGCGCUUCAUCAGCCCCGUUGCAGUGGUGGAUGGAUACGUCCUCGAAGCUCCACCUUUUGAGGUGUGGGAGAAGAAGGGUGACCACAGCGACGUUCCGUUUGUCAUCGGGACGACAGAGCAGGAGGUUGACUUCAGCCCUCCAGCUCAGAACAUCUCAGUGUGGACCUGGAUGGACUACGAGUGGUUUGUAACAGAUAAACUGCAGUCCUUCAGCGAGGAGCUGCCCAGAGAGGCCCUGAGGCUGUACCCCAACUCCGCCCCCUGUCCCACCACAGGCCGCUGUCCAGAGAGGGCCUACACCACCAUGGUGUCCGACAUCAGGGUCACCUGUCCCAACAACGACCUGGCCUGGCGGGCUGCAGCGGCGCUCAACAGUCCCGUGUACCGAUUCGUGGUGACACACACGCCGUCAGGACCGGUCAACAGGACCAGCGACCUGCUGCCGUUCCACAGCCGCUUCUCCUUCCACUGUCUGGACGUGGUGUCUUUCUUCGGAGGGCUGGAGUCCGUCCUGGGAAAACCUCUAUCUGACGGAGACAAGAACUUCCAGGAUCUCAUCACACGCCACCUCGUCGGCUUCGCCAAAGCAGGUAAGAUGGGGGGCGACUGGCCAGAAUACCCAGCAGCCACUGCUCUCCUGUCCAGCAACCUGUCGGUGGUCCAGGACUACGCGGCCGAUCGCUGUGAGCUGUGGAAGAAGAACGGCCUGUACGCCUACGCCUGGAUGAACUGACCGCAGAUCAGUUACUCGUCACAACGCUUUGCUGAAGUCACAGCGUCGUGUAGCUCACGUUCUGCAGCAGCCGUUUGAAACGCUGUGAGUGUCGGCUUUCGCUUUACUGAAUUUUGUUGUUAUGUCAUGUUCAUGCUUAAAGGGUCAGUUCAACCAAAAGAACAGAGAAAAGACCUUUUCGCUUCUGCAGUGGUUCUGUCUGGUAAUUUUGUUGUUGUUCGUCCAGGCUUGCAGAAAGCCGCCUUCUCCCGCAUUCAGCUAAAGUCAAAUUCACUGAAACGGUCCUGGAUAAUCCACAGACUGUGACUGAUUUCUGUCUGAACUGACCUGAACGAUCGCUCAGCCACUGAAGUAAGAGAGAAUAUCUUUUAGUUGUUUUGUAAUUUGGGUGAACUGACCCUUUAACCAGCUGGAGGUGUGGCCGACAUGGAGCUGAAGUGACUGUACGUCAGCACGUGAACCAUGUGAACCGGACACGUCUGUGAUUUGACUGUCAGUAGCUGGUCUGUGCUCGGCUCCACCUGAACCCUCAGCUGAUGAAGCACCAAACUGACUGUCUUUGUCCAACUUGUUCGAGUUGUGAACGGGGGCUCACGGGCCUCCGCUUCGGGGACUUCCAGACUUUUUAAAUCUGUGAAAAUCAAUUCCAGCUGUUGACUUGAACAGCCCCGUGACUGUGGACAGGUCCACCUGUGAGGGGGGUCGGGGUGGACCUGACGGGCUGUGGGCCCCGUUUGGCUCCACUUAACGCUGAUGACUGUGGCUGCGUCUCAUUUGUCUCGAAUGUCCACCGGAGGCUUUCGAGUGUCUUCCUUUGUUUAAUUGUUUUCCCGAGAUUUGAUCCUGAAGGAUCGUUCUUGCUGUUUGAAAGAGAAUUUUUAAAUAAAGUGAAAGCGUGUGAUUGUGGAGGCAGAUGUUUGAUGUCUAAA